CUUGCUCACUUCCCCUAAACAAUCAGAAGUGUGUAACACCUGCAGCAUGUCCACCUUCCAGACGUGGAGGAAAAAUACAGGAGCAUUUACAACAGGAAAUCACUUUUCCUGACUGAUAAUAUCACUGUAUUCUGCAGCUGGCAGUAAAAUAUCUGAAGGCAGCAGCAGCGAUGUUCCUUAUCUGGGUCUUCCUGUGGCCCGAGAAGAAGUCCACCACAUCCUGCAGUGUGCUCAUCUCUUUAGCUUCAUCUGCCACUCACUCCUCUGAGCUGGGUCAUGUGACUGUGAUGUCAGCAUCAGGGGAGGGGCUUCAGAGUGCACUUGGGGAGGAGCCAGAAUCUGAGGAAGGACCUUCAGGACUGUUUACAGGGCCACCCUUAGGCAAAGGUCGUGGUGGCCGCAAGAAACACGGUGGGAAAAAGAGGACUAAGGCCCAGAUGAGUGUGAGACAGAGGAAUAGCACACCUGCACAGAAUCUUACCUACAGCCCCACCCACAGUACCUCCCACGGCUCCGCCCACACCAACAACCACAGCUCCGCCCCCGAUCCCUGUAGCACCUCCCACAGAGAGUACUGCAUCCAUGGCUACUGCACCUACUUACAUGACCUGAAGGAGCCCGUCUGUGUGUGUAUGAAGGGGUAUGACGGUGUGCGAUGUGGUAUCCACCUGCUGCAGACGGGUUCGGGUUCCGGGGGACGGGAUGAUCACCAUGAUGACACACUGCACAUCAUACUCAUUACCAUCACAGUCGUCCUGUCAAUCAUCAGCUGCUCCGCCCUCCUACUCAUCAUCUGUGUGCACUACAGAGCUCAGCACAGUUUCCAGGCAGCGUUACUCAGUACUGCUGAUGAAAGUGACAAACUUCAGAAGAACAACAGCGCUGUGUGACAGAGCGCCCCCUGCAGACACAACAGAAUGAGCGGAGCGUGCACAGACACACAGCUUUGGAGAAACACGCUACGUGCUUCACCCUGAAUAUUUAUUGAAUUUAUUUAUUGGAAAUGUAUUUUAUAUUUGAAUAUUUUCACAGUGUGUGAUGUAGAAUAUUGUUAAUAUACAGAUCUGAUGAUGAUGAUCGUUCCUCACUCUCACCACUUUCGUGCCUCACUUCCUUUUAAAUGCUAACAUGCAGUGUGUGAGGUCUGUUCCUCGCUAACGCCAGAGUGUGGAAACAGCGUGUGACAUUUAGAUGAGUUGUUCAGUGCUGUUUAAAGGUGCAGUGUGUAACUUUGUGUAAUGUUUACUCCCUCUGCUGCCUGUGAGGAGAACUGCAACUGCAGUUAAACUACACAUGCCUAGAGUCUAUAAGAGAAAGGGGGUGUGGCUAAUUUCAGUACCAGGAUACUGUAAACAGAAUCCUUAUUACAGGUGUGGAAACCUUUACAAACUGCACCUUUAUACUGCGUGGGUCACACUGCUGUUAAACCCCCAAAUCAGCUCUGAUUCUAUAAACAUUUCAGUUUCAGUCAUGCUCUGAUUUUUAAAGCUAAUUCUGAUGCUAAGUUAAAGGUGUGACUCUUUUGCUAGGAAUGAACACAGUAUGGUUGUGUAACCACGGUAACCAGUUGUUGUGUAGAGCACUAAAAAAAGUAUUAAAGAUGUAACAAACCGAUGAC
Messenger RNA from Pangasianodon hypophthalmus (striped catfish), 1618 nucleotides. It is a transcript of the gene areg, whose product is annotated as amphiregulin. NCBI's taxonomy places the organism in Eukaryota, Metazoa, Chordata, Actinopteri, Siluriformes, Pangasiidae. The transcript has 7 exons. The record is from RefSeq and is a predicted model, not a curated record. The coding region runs from base 171 to 890 and encodes 239 amino acids. Gene Ontology annotation, biological process: positive regulation of mitotic nuclear division; epidermal growth factor receptor signaling pathway; positive regulation of cell population proliferation.